This is a messenger RNA of Aspergillus clavatus NRRL 1, 8022 nucleotides long. Its product is annotated as translational activator GCN1. The coding region runs from base 1 to 8022 and encodes 2673 amino acids. Gene Ontology annotation, biological process: cellular response to amino acid starvation; regulation of translation. Gene Ontology annotation, cellular component: cytosol. The record is from RefSeq and is a predicted model, not a curated record. The transcript is spliced from 10 exons. NCBI's taxonomy places the organism in Eukaryota, Fungi, Ascomycota, Eurotiomycetes, Eurotiales, Aspergillaceae. Gene Ontology annotation, molecular function: protein kinase regulator activity.
AUGGACGACUUUCCAUGGGAACAGGUGAAAGCAGGGGACCUGGAGAGUCUGCGAGUCGUUCUCUUUUCGAGUUCGACUGCUCGCAGAACUCGUGCUCUCCAGGAACUCCGCGAUAGAAUCGGUUCUGAGCUACCACAAGAAACCCAUAAACCUCUACUCGGACUUCUGUUUACUACUUAUCCGCUUUACAUCGAUCGCUCCUCCCGCCAGGCUGUCCAGCAAUGUCUGCGUACGCUCCUCAAGGCACCCAUCCCGACCGACGAUCUGAAAUACCUCGCCCAGAAGUUGCUGGUAGAGGCCUCAAAACCAGGCUUGGCUCCUUCGUCUGCGUUUGUCUUGCUGGAAUGGUGCUCUCUUCUUCUGCAGAUCUUGAAGGAUGAUCCUGACACUCCUCUCUCCGUCGUGCUGGAUAUUGUUGUGGUGAAUGCGAGGGCUCUGGAAACCUGCUUGGCCGCUGGCCCCAAACCGACGGUGAAGCAGUCUGCUCUUACGGUCACCAGGCGCGCCCUGCGUACCGUUUUCUCAUCGGAGGCAUGGGGCGAGGAUGCUGUCCGCCAAUCCGUCGCUCGAUUGACUAGCGACUCGGCCUCAGGACAGAAGAAUGCACCUUUCCUUGGCGUCAUCUCCGGCGUCUGUGUUCGUCUACCAAACAGGAAGUCGGUCUUGGAAGGGGAGAAGAAGUUGAUUCUGGCCUACUAUGUCAAGGAAUUGGUUGGAUCGAAGACCGCGGUGCCAGAGCACAUUGCAAGCGGCAUGGCUGACUUCUUUUCCUCUUUCGUCACAUACGAGGAUCUGGCGUCAGAAGUGGUGCCGCCUCUUGAAAAGGCGCUUUUACGUGCCCCCGAGGUGGUGCUGAGCGGGUUGAUCACAUCACUCUGCUCUUCAUUGCCGGCGGAGUUUGACUUGUCGGAGAUCCUGUUUUCCCGGCUACUGAAGCACCUUCUCUCCAGCAUGAAGUCGAACAAUGCAGUUAUAAGGCAAGGUGCUGUGCAGUCUCUUGAAUCUGUUCUUUCUAAAUCUCGGAAUGAGAGCGUGCUUUCCAAGAUUACUGGCGAAGUCAUUGGGCCACUCAAGACCCAGAAGAUCACAAGCCCGGAACAACGUGCAGUAUAUGCUCAGGCACUCUAUGGUUUAUUGCCUUCUGAGGCUGUCUCAAAAGACAUAGUACAGGGAUUCGUCCCCAUCUUCUCCAGAGAAUCCAACGAAGUCGCAUUGGAACAAGAAAUCAAAGCUUUCUGCAAGCAUCUCUUCUUCCUUCUGCAAUCCACGGUUAAGGUCAGCGAUGAUGUUGUCAAUACCGUCAUCAAGGGAAUUGCCGAUAAGCGUAUUCCAUUCAGAAAAUUGUGGCAACUGAAUGUGGGAGACGUGUUCUGGCGUGUCGAGGCAGCAACCUUGGCCAGUGCUGAAGUUGAGCCAUUCGCAACCAAGUUCUUGAACAAAAUGAAGGACUUGUUCAACGAAGUUACUUCUAACCCCUUGCCAUCGGCUCAGAGUGGCUCUUUAUCGGCAGCAUAUGUUUUCCUUGCAUUCUACGAGCGUGCGACUACUGCUCAGGGCCUGGACAAGACCGUCUGGGAGAACAUCGUGUCUCAAUCAAUGCUGCUUAGUCCAAAGCCAUCUUUCCUCCUUAACGCUAAGGCAUAUACCAAGAUAGUCACUCAAGGAGAGAUUGAAUGGGUAGUUCGAGCACUUGCGGCUGUGUCGUCUGGGUCUAAGUUCGAAAGUGCCGAAGAAGCGGCCAAGAUUGCUUGGGCCCAGGCGUUCAUCUACACUAUCACGGCUCCUGUGCUUCGUACGGAUUUCCGAGAGGAAGCAGCCCAUACGCUUUCAGUUGUUCAUCUGCAGAGACCUGAACUAAUGGGUCGCGUGAUCAGCGAAGCUCUCUGGGCCUGGAUUCUCUCUCUGAGAACUGCGGAGAAAGAGUCUGCUGCCUUGUCCACCGGACCUGGAAGUGACAAAUUACUUCACCUGGUCGCAAAGGCCAUAUGUCCCUCAGCCUCCGAUGUGCAUUCCGACGCUAUCUGUGCUGAUUUGAAGAAGCAACUCGUUCAGUUGCUUGUUAUCUGCCGGCCAGAAUUGAUUCCCAAUGUCUCGUGGAUUGCGCUUUGUUUGAGGACUGGCAUCGAUCCCGGCGAUCUAGUCCGGGAAUAUUGCGAUGAUUUCAUGAAGCAAUUGACUCAGGUGCAGGAGGACCCAAUCCGAUCUUCAAUCCCCGGCAUCGAUGCAGCCAUUUGGAGUGCCGCAGGCGAUUUGGCUUUCGUGGCACCUGACACCAUGAUCCCUCGUCUUAUCCGCCAAAUUAAAGACGAUCUUGAUGCUUCACGUUUCUCGAAAUUCACGCCUACGGACGCAGCCAUUGCCCGCACUCCCGAAGGAACCAUGUUUGUUGACGUCCUCAGUACCAAGAAACAGUCAACCUUUGACAAGAACACUAAGGACUACGACACCCUCAAGUGGGAAGAAGAGCUGCGAGCACAGCUGGCUCAAAAGAAAGGCCAGACGCAAAAGAAGCUUACCGCAGACGAACAGGCCAAGGUCAAGGCUCAGCUUGCAAAGGAAUCCAAAAUUCGUGAAGAAGUUCAGCGAGAGGUGAAGCGCAUUGAAAGAGGCGCCGGAAUCAUCCAGGGUCUUGCAAGUGGGCCUGCCGUUGACGCCGAUGGCUGGAUCAAUCCUGCUGUGAGUUCUUUGCUAUCUUUAGCGAAAGCUGGUGUUGGAUUAUUUGCGGGUGAUGUCGUGUCCAAGGCCUACUUGAAAUGUGCUGAGAAACUCUCAUCCCGCCUGGGCCCUUUGCGCCCCUUUGUCGGUGUCGCGACACUGCGCACAAUCGGCGGGUCUCAUCUUCCUGCUGAGGUGGAAGCCGAGCCACUUGGCGAGCUUGUUACAAGAAUUCUCUAUCGCCUUCGUUUUGCGUCUGAACAGCGUCCAUUCGAUAUGACUUCUUUGGCUUACGUUCUACCCUUGAUAUUCUUGGUUCUUAGCCGCAACGGUAUUGAAGAAGUCAAAGGCGAAGGUGAAGGAGAGCAGUUGCUUCUGGCCCUCGAGUUCUUGUCUUUCCACUCCGGCUCGUUUUCCGACAACCGUCUCCCUAGGGUUGAGGUUUUGGAUCACCUACUGAAAGCCAUGCAAAAAUUCACCCAGCAUUACAAGCUGAUUAAAGAUACCCUGUUUGACUUCUGCCGGUGCAUCGCCUCCAAUAUCACCACCGAUGAGCUGAACGUGCUCCUCGAAGGCACAAUCAUCUCGGACACGACUGUCCGAACUGCAGUCCUUCAAGCCAUCGAAUCCGAAAUUGACCUCACUGAUCUGGACUUCUCUGAGCACAUCUGGCUGAGCUGCCAUGAUCAGGUGGAGGAAAAUACCGAAAUUGCCGAGACCAUCUGGGAGGAGAAUGCGCUAGAAGUUGAAGAGACAUCGUAUGAGAAGAUUAUUCCAUAUCUUUCAUCCAAUGAUUCUCAGCUCCGAGGUGCUGCUGCUCGCGCAUUGGCGCAUGCAGUUGAGCUUAACCCGUCUGUAUUUGGGGACAUUGUUCAACAAUUACAAUCCAAAUAUGAAGAUGAGGCGAAGCCCAAGCAGCCCGGCAAGGACAAGUAUGGCAUGCCCCUCAAAGUGGACACAACCGAUCAUUGGGAAUGUCGCAGUGGUAUUGCUCUGGCGUUCGGCGCGAUGACAAAUGGAUUUGAAGGUGAUCAGAUCGUUUCAUUCCUUCGUUUCUUGAUCGAAAGGGGUCCCCUUAUUGAUAGGAGCUCGGUGGUGAGGUCCCAGAUGGCCGACAGCGGCAGAUCUGUUAUCGCCGCCCGUGGCCAGCAGAGGGUUGAGGAAUUGAUGAAGAUGCUGGAGACUACUCUGGAGACCUCGGACAAGGGAAGCCAAACAUCUGAUCUUCUAAACGAAGCAGUUGUCGUUCUGUAUGGUUCCCUAGCUCGGCAUCUCAAAUCGGAUGAUCCGCGGUUGCAAACAGUCGUCAAGAGACUUCUGGCUACGCUUCCAACCCCCUCAGAGACCGUCCAAUCCGCCGUCUCAGGAUGUCUUCCACCCCUCAUCCGGCUCUGCGGCCCAAAGAGUGGAGAAUAUGUGCAAGAAAUGCUCAAUCAACUUCUGCAGACCAAGAAUUAUGCUACACAACGUGGCGCAGCUUAUGGUCUUGCUGGCAUUGUUCAUGGAAGAGGUAUCUCUACUCUGAGGGAGUUCCGGGUUAUGUCUCACUUGACGGACGCCACUGAAAAUAAGAAAGAAGCACACCAACGGUUGGGUGCCCUAUUGGCAUAUGAACUCUUCGCAACCAUUCUUGGACGAACUUUCGAGCCAUAUGUCAUCCAGAUCGUCCCUCAACUCCUCGCUGGCUUUGGUGAUCCCAGUAUCGACGUGCGCGACGCCUGUCUCGACGCCGCAAAGGCUUGUUUCUCCAACCUCAGCUCCUACGGUGUAAAGAAAAUCCUUCCUACUCUGCUCGAUGGUCUGGACGACACGCAAUGGCGCAGUCAAAAGGGAGCCUGCGACCUCCUCGGAGCGAUGGCUUACCUCGACCCACAGCAGUUGGCGGCGAGUCUGCCCGAUAUCAUCCCUCCACUUACUGUGGUCCUCAACGAUACUCAUAAGGAGGUGCGCAAUGCUGCAAACCGCAGUCUUCAACGAUUCGGCGAGGUCAUCAGCAACCCUGAAGUGAAAGGUCUGGUUAAUGUGCUCCUCAAAGCCCUUAGUGAUCCCACUAAGUACACGGAUGAAGCCUUGGAUGCACUCAUCAAGGUCUCGUUCGUUCACUACCUCGAUGCUCCCUCUCUGGCACUUGUUGUCCGUAUUUUGGAGCGUGGUCUCGGCGACAGAUCGAAUACCAAGAAGAAAUCUGCACAAAUCAUUGGUAGUUUGGCUCACCUUACUGAGCGGAAGGAUCUCAUUUCUCAUCUGCCUAUCAUCGUUUCGGGAUUGCAGCUGGCGAUCGUCGACCCAGUGCCGACUACUCGUGCUACCGCGUCCAAGGCUCUUGGUUCGCUCAUUGAGAAGCUUGGUGAGGAUGCUCUGCCUGACCUCAUUCCCAAUCUCAUGUCCACACUCAAGUCGGAUACUGGCGCUGGUGACCGGUUGGGAUCCGCCCAGGCUCUUUCGGAGGUGUUGGCGGGCUUGGGCACAACCAGAUUGGAAGCAACGCUACCAACCAUUCUGCAGAAUGUGGCAAGCUCGAAGCCUGCUGUCCGAGAAGGCUUUAUGACACUCUUCAUUUUCUUGCCUGCCUGCUUUGGAAACAGCUUCGCGCCUUAUCUCAGCAAGAUUAUCCCGCCCAUCCUUGCAGGAUUGGCUGAUGAUGUGGACUCCAUCCGUGAGACGUCCCUCAAGGCCGGUCGUUUGCUGGUUAAGAACUUCUCUUCCAAGGCUAUUGACUUGCUUCUUCCGGAGCUUGAACGCGGUCUUGCGGACGACAGUUACCGUAUCAGAUUGAGCUCCGUUGAACUGGUGGGUGAUCUGCUCUUCAGCAUCACGGGUAUCACAGCCAAGGCAGAUGCCGAGGAAGAAGAAGAGGAGGCUGCCCAGGCCGGCCAGUCACUGCUCGAGGUUCUCGGAGAAGAGAGGAGAAACAAGGUCCUGUCUGCACUGUUCAUCUGCCGCUGCGAUACAUCUGGUCUUGUCAAGAGCGCAGCGAUGGCCGUUUGGAAGUCGCUCGUUGCGUCCCCCAAGACACUCAAGGAGAUGGUGCCUACGCUGUCGCAGUUCAUUAUCCGGCGUCUUGGAUCCUCGAACAUGGAGCAUAAGGUUAUUGCCAGUAACGCUCUCGGAGACCUUAUCAAGAAGGCCGGUGAAUCUGUGCUUGCCACCUUGCUGCCGUCUCUUGAGGAGGGGCUUCGCACUUCGCCCGAUGUAGAUGUUAAGCAGGGUAUUUGCAUUGCUUUGAGAGAACUCAUUACCUCCGCUUCUCCUGAGGCCCUGGAAGACUACGAGAAGAUUCUCAUAUCUACCGUGCGGGUGGCUCUCGUCGAGAACGAUGAGGACGUCCGUGAAGCGGCAGCAGAAGCCUUCGAUGCACUCCAGCAGAUUCUGGGCAAGAAGGCCAUCGACCAGGUCCUGCCUCAUCUCCUGAUGCUCUUGAGAAACAACGAGGACGCUGAGCAAGCACUUUCGGCACUCCUCACCCUCCUCACCGAGCAAACAAGAGCCAACGCCAUCCUUCCCAACCUUAUCCCAACCCUGCUUGCUUCGCCUAUCUCUGCAUUCAAUGCCAGAGCGCUCGCAUCGUUGGCUGAGGUGGCAGGUUCGGCCAUGACACGCAGGUUGCCCACAAUCCUCAACUCCUUGAUGGACAACAUCCUCGCAACUAAGGACGAGGAGCAAAUCCAAGAACUGAACAACGCGUUCGACACCGUCUUGGUAUCUGUAGACGAAUUCGAUGGUCUGAAUGUUGCGAUGAACGUCAUGAUGGCGCUUCUGAAGCAUGAUGAUCACCGGCGCCGCGCCAGCGCUGCUCUCCAUCUGAACAAGUUCUUCUCCGAUGCCGCGAUCGAUUAUUCCAGAUACUACCAGGAUCUUAUCCGCGUCCUACUUAUUUCGUUUGACGAUUCCGACAAGGAAGUUGUCAAGGCCGCUUGGAGCGCACUCAGCGGCCUUACGUCGCACAUGCGCAAAGAAGAAAUGGAGGUUCUUACGAUCCCGACACGUCAGAUCCUGCGGCAAGUGGGCGUAUCUGGAGCCGAUCUGCCUGGUUUCAGCCUGCCGAAGGGUAUCACUGCUAUCUUGCCAAUUUUCUUGCAGGGUCUCCUCAACGGCAACGUGGAACAGCGUACGCAAGCGGCACUGGCCAUUGGCGACAUCAUCGACCGUACCAAUGCAAACUCGUUGAAGCUGUUCGUCACACAAAUUACUGGUCCUCUUAUCAGGGUUGUUUCUGAACGUUCGGUGGAAAUCAAGUGUGCUAUCUUCUUCACACUCAACAAGCUCCUUGAGAAGAUUCCGCUCGCAGUCAAGCCGUUCCUGCCACAGCUUCAGCGUACAUUUGCGCGAGGUCUGGCUGACUCGACCAGCGAGACACUGCGUAACAGGGCUGCAAAGGGUCUUGGAAUCUUGAUUACAUUGACUCCAAGAGUCGAUCCUCUUAUUGCAGAAUUGAUUACGGGUACGAAGACAGAGGACAUUGGCGUGAAGAACGCGAUGAUGAAGGCACUGCAGGAGGUUGUGGGCAAAGCUGGCGGCAAUAUGAGUGAUGCUUCCAAGAAUGCCAUCCUUGCGUUGAUCGACGAUGACGCUAGCGAUCAGACCGAUGGUGUUGCUAUUACAAACGCCAAACUGCUCGGCGCGCUGGUCAAGGUUCUUCCUCCCGCAACCGCGAGUCCCCUGAUCAAGAACCGUGUUCUCGCGAGCCACAUGACACACGCAUCGAUUUUGGGAUUGAACGCCUUGCUCGUUGACUCACCCUCAUCUUUGACUGAGAAUUUCGCCGCCGAAACCCAGUCGAUCAUCUGCCAAGGCGUUUCCAACAAGGAUCCUUUCAUUGCUGAAAACAGCGUACUUGCUGCUGGAAAGUCCCUCCUGAUCGAUGAUGCGAACCGCAACUUCGAGGCAAACAAGGCUAUCUUCGAAGCUCUGGCGCCUUGCAUCCAGGCAGGCAUGCCUGCCGACGUUCGUCGUUUGACCUUGGUGGUCCUGCGAACGGUGAGCCGAUUGCACCCAGAGUUGACCCGGCCCCAUCUGGCUUUGCUUGCACCUCCAAUCUUUAGCUGCGUUCGUGACGUGAUCAUCCCCGUCAAGCUAGCUGCUGAAGCGGCAUUCUUGUCCCUCUUCUCGGUCGAGGAAUCUGAAAGUGCUGUCUUUGACAAGUAUAUGGCUGGGCCUGGAGCAGAACUGCCCCCUGGGCCCAAGCGGAGCAUGUCCGACUAUUUCAAGCGUGUUGCACUCCGUCUUGCCAGCCAGGCUAGAGAACGGAAAGAGGCUGAAGGUGGACAGGGAGGACUGGGUCUAUCCAAUGACGAGGUCGAGGAUGAGAAGGAAGUGUGGAGCAUCGGAAAGGUCGAUCUUGGGGAGAGCUCAUUUGCCGAUGAAUGA